Messenger RNA from Scophthalmus maximus (turbot), 5190 nucleotides. It is a transcript of the gene iffo2b, whose product is annotated as intermediate filament family orphan 2b. The record is from RefSeq and is a predicted model, not a curated record. Bases 613 to 2124 code for a protein of 503 amino acids. Lineage: Eukaryota; Metazoa; Chordata; Actinopteri; Pleuronectiformes; Scophthalmidae. The transcript is spliced from 8 exons.
AUCCCGCAGCGAGAGGCCGGACUCUGCGGUCCUGCAGCCUGCCGCCCCGCCGCGCCACAUGGACACUGACUGCACAGCCCCAGGAAACGGGGAAUGUUGAGGAGAGGAGGUGGACCGUCCUCCUCUGCCGCCUGGAUAUAUAUAUAUAUAUAUAUAUAUAUAUAUAUAUAUUUAUAUGAACCCGCACAACACCGGCGGCUCCCGACAACGCAGAGUCAUCGCGCAGAGAUGACGAGGGCGACGGAAAGUAUCAACGCCGGUCUGCGUCAAACCUCUCGCCGCUUCGGGAGAUGAUGCGCCCGGAGCCUCCUAAAGGACUUUCUGGGUUUGUUAGUGUUUGCCUGUGAAUAUACCCCCUUCCUGCAGAGAGGGGGUGGGGGGUCCAUGUCAGUAUCUCGGGGUAAACACCCAGCAGGGACAGUGAUGGCCACACCACCUCCAGCCGCCCAGUCACUCUCAGCAUCUGCAUUGUGAGGAGAACCUCGUCCGGAGGAGAGUGCGCUCGCCAAGGAAUAUGCAGAGAUAAGAAAAACAACAGGUUCCUGUUGUUGCAUCCCAACCCGGCCACGGUUGGAUUACAAGGUGUUGCUGUUGUUUCUGUUGUUUGCCAACAUGAACUCGCUGUUUUUCCCCGACACUGCGCCCGGCCCCGCGUGCAACGUCCCCGGCGGCUCGGGCGCGGUGACCAGCGCGCUGCGCAACGACCUGGGCUCCAACAUCCAUGUGCUGAAAACCCUCAACCUGCGCUUCCGCUGCUUCCUCGCCAAGGUGCACGAGCUGGAGAGGAGGAACAAGGUGCUGGAGGGGCAGCUGCAGCAGGCCCUGCAGCGGGCGCACUACCGGCACCUCUACACCCGCGAGGUCGCGGUGCAGACGGACGGUCCCGAGUCGCGGCUGCCGGGCACCAUCUGGAGCUACACGCACGUCCGGAGGCAGGGCGAGCGCGUCGAGACCCUGCGCGGGCCCGGGGUGUCGUGGACGCACCCGGACGGAGUCGGGGUCCAAAUAGACACCAUCACCCCCGAGCUGAGGGCUCUGUACAACGUGCUGGCCAAAGUCAAGCGGGAGAGGGACGAGUACAGGAAAAAAUGGGAGGAGGAGGUGUCCAAACGGGAGCAGCUGGAGUCCUCGGUGGAGUCCCUGCAGCAGAGUGCCCAGGAGUCAACGGAGAUCCAGGAUGAGCUGAGCGAGAAGGUGGACAGACUGCAGGCUGAAGUCGUGGUCUUCAAGAGCCUGAUGAGUGACCAAAUGACUGACCUGGACUCCAAGAUUCAAGAGAAAGCCCGACGGGUGGACAUGGACAUCUGCAGGCGGAUCGACAUCACGGCCAAAUUGUGCGACGUGGCUCAGCAACGCAACUCAGAGGACAUGUCAAAGAUGUUCAGUCCAGCCAGGUCGCUCCCAGAGAAGGGUGCCAUGGCCUGCUGCAGACGGAAAGAGCGUAAAGUGAUGUCUGAUGAGGAGAGUUCAGAAAUGGACGCCGAGCCCAGCCUUUCAGAGGAGGAGGAGGUCCCCGGGUCACUCAACAUCACGGAUGAAAUGAAACGCAUGCUCAACCAGCUACAUUGUUCAGAUAACUCCUUUGUUGCCAGGCGCGAGACAUUCGAAAUCGACGACGACUGCGACAGUCUGACGUGGGAGGAAAACGAGGAGACUCUGCUGCUGUGGGAGGACUUCACUAACUACAACGUGCCGUGCGCCAUCACGGCUGCGAACGGCGCGACGAACGGCGCGUCUAGCGGCGCGUCUAACGGCAACGGGGAAGCCACUGAUCCAGACUCCCAGGAUGGAAGUCUUGGCAGCCUCAUUGAUGAAACAGAGUCACUAUUUAAGACCAGAGAGCAGGAGUACCAGGAGACGAUCGGCCAGAUCGAGUUGGAAUUGGCCACAGCGAAGAGCGACAUGAACCGACAUCUGCACGAGUACAUGGAGAUGUGCAGCAUGAAGAGGGGCCUGGACGUGCAGAUGGAGACCUGUCGACGGAUGAUUAAAGGCGGCAGGAACUCUCCCUCUAUCAGCUCAGUGGCCAGCAGCGACUCAGGGAACACAGACGAGAUCCAGGACGAGAUCUCGGACAAGGACGCGGAGGCCGAAGUCUCCGUCAGUUGUCCCGUCUCCUCCUGACCAUUGCUCGUCGUCACAGGAGGUUAAAUGUGUAUGGAGGUCCGCCCCUGUCGAAGGUGGGCCAACUUAUAUCUGGGCCUGUUCGACCUGAUAACGUUCCGAGAGUCAUGCUCACUGACGCAGGCCCAGAACUGGUGCUUUUAUACGAUUUUCAGUCGAAAGUGGUUGGUCGGGGGAGCGUCUUUGCUUUACUAAGAGAAAAAGGGUGCAUAUUCUGUAGAGUCCGAGCUGUGCUUUCUUCCUCACUGCUGCCUCGCUGGAUUCUUGUCCAGAGCUUCACAUCAUUUUUGGGGGAGAGAUGAAAAAAUUAAUUCUCAAAUGUUUUAAACUGGCUGAGAAGUAUUUUCUACAAAUUCUUACCCUAUUAAUGUCCUUUUUUUCUAAAGGAAUUGAAAAUGGUACAUAUUGUGCUUCUUGUUCGGUGAACAACAAAUACAUUAUUCACACACACACACACACACACACACACACAACAUACCCACCUAUCUUUUAAAUGUUAAUAUUCAUUGUAGAUCGCAGGAUGUCUGUUCCCCUCGAUUGGAAUACUGUUUUGUUUUUGUUCUCAUUUAAGUCCUGGUCGGGUGAUUUGCAAUCCUGAGUGUCUCCUGCCAAGGCGGCAAAACCCAGUAGUGGAGACCAAUGGUGUUGGAGUGCUGUUGGUUUCUGAGGGAACUCUGCAGGUUUGCCAAAAGUUGACAGAGCACAGCCUUUUGAUGCAUCAGUGCACUACUAAAGUUCUAUGCAAUUUAGCUGGCCUUAUACUUCGGACUGGCUUUCACCCUUCGUCAUUUCACUUCAAACCAAUAAGAUUAGCCUUUUCAGCAAAGCAGGUGUUUUUCUAUGUAUCAUUUUGACGAGUUGUUUUUUUUGUGCAUUUGAGUUUGGAAAAAAAAUGUUAAUGUAAAAUAUUUGUUGUUGUGUUUUUCAUGGACAUCAACAGUAAAAACUGGAACAGCGCCCCCUGAACAAGGGACUAACAAUCACGACAACAAUAUACAGAUGCUACUUGCGAGCAUGUUUUAGAUGUUCUUUACAGGGGAAACAUUGUUCUCAUCUUUUGCCGUUUGUUUUGAGCAGAACACGUCUAAGAAUCAUCGUCAUCGUAAAUGGCUGAUCAGUUUUGUAUGAGAGAAUUGAAGAUGUCGAACCGAAACAAGGCUCUUGAGAAAAACCAAAGGACACAUAUUUUCCCUUUCACACAAUCAUAAUUACUAUUCAUUGCACUUUGUUUAUGUGUAGUGUUUUCAUUUCCUGCUGUCCUGCAGGGGACUCUGUUCCAGACAAGUGGCACAUCCUGCUUUGUCUCUUCUGAGUCGGGGCUUGACUGUGGUGUCAGACUGUACAUAGAGAGCUGUAGGCAUGUGAUCGUAUACCCCAGAGGCCUUUUUUUGUUCAUAUUAGUCUUUUGAAACAGUUUGAGAUGUCUCAAGUUUUUGCUUUCCGGUGCUUCCACUGGAUUAGCUCAGAAACUGAUCGACGCAUGGGGGAACAGAAGUGAACUUUUUUUAAACCACCUCUUUGUAUUAUAAUGUAAGUACAGUUUUCUGGAUCAAAGAUUAAGUGCUACUUCUAUCUUGAAGAUUUACAGAAGCAGAAUGUCAAAACACAGGCCUUUUGUUAUUUCAGCAUGUUUCUUUGGAGAUAAGAAGCUAUGGGUCUUUCUUUUGUUUUAGUAAAUAGCUGCAAUGCAGACUGUGCGCUACGUUUCUUAAUCAAAACAAUGUCUAUCCUAAUCAUUGAUUAAUUUGUGGCAGAAAAUGUAUUUUUCACUGUUUUUAAUCACUGUGUUAACCAAAAAGUGUGUUAAUGUCGCCAUAUUCAGCUUUUAUUAUAUUUUCAGGAAUAGUAAACCGGUUCCAGAUGUUUUAAUCGUUUAAUGGCCAUAGAUGAUCACCCAUGAUAAAAAAAACGAAUUGAUUAUAUCAGUCAAGAAUGAGGAACGGUCUUACUCAUAGAAAACGUCAUGUGUAUUUUUGUCUUUAGUUGAUGUAAAACCAGUCUGACGACUAACAAAGAGCCAUUCUGUUGUUGCAACUGUACUUUUCAGCGGUGACAUCAAACAUUUAUUGAUUGUAUGUCUGUAACAUCCGCAAAUAGCAGGUCUCACACUAAACUCUUUCACAUCACACUAACCAGCCAACCAAAGCAAAUGUGUACAGUAACAAACGACAAAGAUGUAAAUCAAGCUAUGAAUCCUAAUAACUCUGGAAAAAAAAUGUGCAAUCUCAGUAUUUUAAAGGGCCUGUCACACACGAAAGUGUUAGCUUGCAGACUUCUAUGAUUUUGAAAUAUCUAUUGUUUUCCAGAAUCAUUAAUUCAUUUAAAACUAUCAAACGUUUAGUGCAUCAUCUCUACUCUCCCAUCACUUGAAGCAGGUCAAAUCCCAGUUAUAUUGGUUUUAAAAAUACUUUAGAAGGCCUCCUUGUUGAAUGUAGCUUCAUUGGAGGCUUCCUCCAAAAACUUUACAAGUAAAUGCUGAGCAAAAAAAACACGUAGCAGUUUAAAUCCAGGGAUAUAUGGUGUGCUGUUACUUCAUGGAGACCUUGGUAUGUUUUGCUUUACUUAACGGGUUCGUACCUGACCAACUAACCAGUAUGUGACCUAGGCGUAUGUAAAUUAGGUCCUGGUGGAUGUGAAUGUUUCAUACUAAAAUGGUUUUAUACAAGUGGGUUUUAUCAGUGUUGCACUUGGAUUAUAUGGUUGUGUAUUGACUUAUGGUUUUACAUGUUCAUUUGCAUACCUGUUUGCCAUCUUUAUCGCCUUGACUUUUGAUUCCAUAAACAUGACGGGAAGGUUGGGGGGGAAAAAAAAAAAAAAGGUGCAGCAAUACUCGUGGCCAUAUUUGGGUAAAAUCUACUGCAGUGUAUCAGAAACUGGUCUCUUGUGUCACAGGUACCAUCCUGUUGAUCCUUUUAAAUGGUUGGUUAAUUUAAUUGCUUUUCUUUCUGUUUUGUUUAAACUAUUGUGUUCAGGUGGGUCGGGGGACAGAUUGUAUUAAAUUUAUGAAUGUACUCAGUUGAUAUUGGGAUAAAACGAAAUAAAAUGGUGGAUUGGGAUAAAAAUCAA